Cordyceps militaris CM01 is the source of this 711-nucleotide messenger RNA. Its product is annotated as YjeF-related protein. Gene Ontology annotation, molecular function: NAD(P)HX epimerase activity. Gene Ontology annotation, cellular component: mitochondrion. The record is from RefSeq and is a predicted model, not a curated record. Bases 1 to 711 code for a protein of 236 amino acids. The transcript is spliced from 7 exons. Lineage: Eukaryota; Fungi; Ascomycota; Sordariomycetes; Hypocreales; Cordycipitaceae.
AUGACUCUCAAAACUCUUGGCGCAAAGGCGGCCACCGCUUUGGAUCAGGAGCUCAUGAGCACUUGUGCAUUUUCCCUUGACCAGCUCAUGGAGCUAGCUGGUCUCUCUGUUUCCCAGGCUGUCUAUCGGGUUCAUCCGCCUAGCAUGGGACGCAAGGUUCUCAUCGCUUGUGGUCCUGGAAACAACGGUGGAGAUGGUCUUGUCGCCGCUCGCCAUCUGUUCUACUAUGGCUACCACCCAUCCAUCUUUUACCCCAAGAGGAGCAAGAACGAACUUUACCAGCGCCUUGCAAAGCAGCUUGAGGAUCUCCAGGUCCCGUUCGUCGAGGAUUUCGAAUCUGCAGCGGAAACCACUGAUCACAUUGUUGAUGCCAUUUUUGGCUUUAGCUUCUCUGGAGAGGUCAGAGAGCCGUUCCCAGCCGUGAUAGAGGCUCUCCAGAAAUCACAAAAGCCCGUUACGUCGGUGGACGCGCCAUCGUCGUGGGACAUCGAGCAAGGGCCGCCAAAAUCGGGCUUGGGUAGCUCCUUCAUGCCUACAACGCUCGUUAGCCUGACUGCGCCAAAGCCCUUGGUUAGACACUUUACGGGACGCCACUUUGUUGGCGGCCGUUUUGUGUCGCCUAUGAUUGCCGAAAGGUACAACCUUCAAGUGCCCGAGUACGACGGAGUGGAUCAGAUUGUCGAAGUCGACGUGACGGGGAAGAAGCUCUGA